This is a messenger RNA of Pseudomassariella vexata, 816 nucleotides long. RefSeq lists its product as uncharacterized. The record is from RefSeq and is a predicted model, not a curated record. The transcript is spliced from 3 exons. Lineage: Eukaryota; Fungi; Ascomycota; Sordariomycetes; Amphisphaeriales; Pseudomassariaceae. The coding region runs from base 1 to 816 and encodes 271 amino acids.
AUGGUGGAUGUCGCUGCGUUCAACAAGAGAAGCUCAGAGUUCCAGUUUGAUGACUGGAUGCGCGGUCGCCUGGGCCAUCCCCUCAUCAACCCGCUGGAAGAGGCCCAUUUCUCGUGUGAGGAGCACAUGAUAGCUGUUAUCAUGGCGGUUGAGCCGCAUCAGCUUUCUUUGAUAGUUGAGCCUCUUCUGGAGGGUUUCCUCAGGCCCAUCGUCGAUGUCGUUAAAGAGGUCUACUUCACGCCCAAAAACGCCGCGAUCGGCAUGUCGAUUUCUCUGGAUCGAAUGAAACCACCCCGCUUUUCCAUGUGUAGUCCUCAUGCCGUCUGGAUCGUUUCCUGGAACGGCGGAGGUGCCUUUCGCUGCCGACAGGUUCAACUCGUCGUCCCACCGGUUCAGAUGGGUCGAAAUUUGGAAAAAGGGAACGAUAUGAGCACGAAGUUUUCUGCGGCUUGCGCUGUAAUGAUUCUACAAAAGAGGAUGAUGGCACCACUGGUGAACACUGCGACAGAUUGGUUAAAGGAGGACAACCUUUCAGUCAAAGAACUUCACGAGCUCCCGACGGAACAGUACAUAAAAAUAGCCGCGGAUAUGUUGGUUGAGGUUCAGAAGACCUCUGACACUUGGAUGGAAGAUCCGUUGAAGCUUGGAAUGCACCGCUUCUACACGGACAUCAACCGGGUGGCCCGAGUAACACUCACGGAAGAAGGAAAGGAUGAGCUGCCAUUGUUUGAUGGCAGGUCCUUGUAUGCCUGGCUGGAGUCCUACUUUGCGAAGGCAGAGAAUAAGGGCGUUGACUUGUCUGAUGCCGCGGCAUAG